AUGCGCUCGGUCCGUUCUAUACCCUCAAAAUAUCACCAUUUCAAUUACAGUACCAGCGGCGGUAAUCACGGAAGAAAAUAUCGCCGCGCAGAGUUCGCAACAUGUCGGAUUCAUCAAUUGAGGAGCGGGCUGGACAGUGUCACAAACGCGCUAUGGGAGCGCACCGGACGCGCCUUCCGGCGCCAAUUUGGCUUCCAGAAGACGGAGGACAUGAAGUCUGGGGCCAAGGAGGAGGCCACAUCGCAGCAGCAGCAAGAUGGCAAAGGGGCCAGUGAACCGAAAGCUUGGAGCGCCCUAGACGCCCCCGAGGGUGUCAUCGAGGCCGCGGAGGCGAGCCGCGGAACAGAGUCCGGCAGUAGCAGUGCGGGAGCUGACAGUAGCAGUGCCGGUGCCGGUGCUGGUGCAAAUGCCGGCAGCACGAACACGAACGGAAGCGGUGGCGGUGUUGGCAGCGGCGGCUACAGCACACCUUCGCUGUCCCGAUCGCCCGCUCUCCGACUGGAGGUCUCCGUCGUGGACAGCAUCAGCAAGGUCUCCCGCGAGGAGUGGGACGCGGUGGCUACUCGCUGUGGCGGUGGCGGUGGUGAUAGUGGUGGUGGCGGGGAGGUGAACCCCUUCCUGCUGUGGUCCUUCCUUCACGCGUUGGAGGACAGCGGGUCAGCGUCUCCUCGUACCGGCUGGCUACCUCAGCACAUUCUAGUACGGCAGAUACUUGACGAGCAUCCGCCAGGCAAUACUGCAGGUAUGGACUGUACGGCUUUGGGAAGGGGCGACCCGGCUGCGGCUGUGGAGGCUGCGGAAGCUCGUCAAGCGGCCUCAGCUAAGCGCCUGGUGGGUUGUGUUCCCAUGUACCUUAAGGGCCAUAGCUACGGAGAGUACGUGUUCGAUAACUCCUGGGCGGACUUUGCGAGCAUGCUGGGUGUGAGGUACUACCCCAAGCUUCAGGCCGGAGUCCCCUUCACUCCUGUCAGCGGCCCCCGGCUCAUGGUGUCCAACGAGCUGCCGCCCGCGGACCGGGCUGCGGUGGUGCGAGCGCUGGGCAAGACGCUCAUCGACAUGGCGGAGUCUCUGGGAGUGUCCGGUGUGCACCUGACCUUCACCACAGCUCAGGAGUGGGCGGUGUUGGGGGAGUUGGGCUUCCGGCAGCGGUUAGGCAUACAGUUCCACUGGGAUAACAACGAGUACGACAGCUUCGAGGACUUUCUUGGGGAGUUGAAACAAUCUAAACGGAAGAGCAUUCGACAGGAGCGCCGCAGCAUCGAGCGCUCCGGUCUGUCCGUGCACCGGCUGUCCGGUCACCAGCUGGGUGCCGCCCACUGGGACCGCUUCCACUCCUUCUACCUGGCCACAGUGAACCGCAAGUGGGGUAACGCCUACCUGACCCGGGAGUUCUUCCACCGACUGGGGGAGGACCUGGCGGACAGGGUGCUGCUGGUGGCCGCAUUCGAGGACUCCCCUUCCCCCCACCCUUCCGCCUCCUCCUCCUCCUCCUCCUCCUAUUCAUCAUCCUCACCGCCACCCGCGGACAAGAUGGUGGCGGGGGCGCUCAAUCUGGUGGGCUCGCACGCGCUGUUUGGCCGCAACUGGGGGCAGCUAGAAGGGCGGGAGUACCGCAACCUUCACUUUGAGCUGUGCUAUUACCAGGUACUGGAGGAGGCCAUCUCCCGGCGGCUACCCAGGGUGGAGGCGGGGGCUCAGGGGGAACACAAGCUGCAGAGGGGUUACCUGCCCUCCUUCACAUACAGUUGCCACUACCUCCGAGACCCCCGGCUGGGUGCGGUCGUGGACAGGUUCCUGUCGCGGGAGAGAACACAAAUCGAGUAUGCGCUCAAGGUCAUGAGCGUGACGUCAUCGCCGUACAAGGAGGCGCGUACGGUCACAGCGCUGGUUGGAAAACUACGCAGCUACAACAGCGUUAGCAGCGGUAGCUUUGACACCGACAAUGAGGAGGGGAAGGCGGUGGCGGAAGGGGAAGGGCAGGAAGGGGGGGAGGAGCAAGAAGGGGCGUCCAAGGAGGUGGUGGUGGUGGCUGACAACGGAGCAUGAACGCUGGCUUCAAGAACCGCUCAUUGGUGGUUCCAGGGACUUUGUCACUACGAGAGAUGAACAGUUAGCGAGCGGAGUCAGGGGAUACGGCGGGUGUUAGCAAAGAGCAGCAGCACCAAUCUGUUAAAUUGCCUGAUGCCGUGGGGGUUCGCAGAAUCCGGUCCUUCAUCAGCUGAUGUUGGCUGCGUCGAGCGCAGCAGUGCUUAAGGCUCCUGCCCGUCGUAAGCUCUUUCGGGUUUCGGCUCCGAUGAGCUGCGGGUGGGCGUGGGGAUGCAGCAGGCGGCAUUAUUAGCCAGUCCUGGAAGCUGGUACAAGCAUUGGCGAAGCCGGCUGUAUCCGGCCUAUGCUGCUAUUUUUUCAACCACGCAAUCCGCCGCAGCUCGUCUCCAGCGAUCUGCAUGAAUUCUUUGCUUUCAAAACCCCAGUGAUUUACCAUAUGUUGGUUUGCAUUUUUCGUCCGUCCUUCCGUCGGAUUGCCCUUGUGUAUGUAUACAUGUGCUCCUAAGGGCUUUCAUUCCUGAACGGGCGUCUGUACCAUCUUAAUAUGAAUAAUAUAAUGACCACUAUUAUUGACUUUUAAAACGUCCG
Molecule: messenger RNA, 2634 nt
Organism: Volvox carteri f. nagariensis
Lineage: Eukaryota; Viridiplantae; Chlorophyta; Chlorophyceae; Chlamydomonadales; Volvocaceae
Exons: 12
Coding region: 1-2046 (681 amino acids)
Source: RefSeq, a predicted model, not a curated record